AUGACUCCUCUCCUCCUAGGGUUUUUUAUCUCCUCCUCCACCGUGACCGGCCAACUCGGACUACCGCCCGACGUUGCGUCGAAGCUUCAUAACGACAGCCAGUCCAUCAAUUCCACUGCUACAGAUUGGGGUCGUAUUGUUCAUCAAUCCGCAGCUGCAGUUCUGUAUCCAAACUCAACAAACGACAUAGCAACGUUGUUGCAAUUCGCCAACAAUGGCUCUACGCAUUUCGGCAUAGCCGCCAGAGGCAAUGCCCAUUCCGCUCGUGGACAAGCCAUGGCCAAGGACGGCAUUGUCAUAAACAUGACGACUCUGAACAACAUGGGGUCGAGAGUUGUGGUGUCGAAGAGCACCUCUUUGGGUUCAUAUGCUGAUGUUGGUGGCGAGCAGCUAUGGAUCGAUGUAUUGCGUGCAACACUUGAACAUGACCUUACGCCGGUUUCGUGGACUGACUACCUCUACCUCACCGUUGGUGGGACACUCAGCAACGCCGGCAUUAGCGGUCAAACGUUCCGUUAUGGUCCUCAGAUCACCAAUGUGCAUGAACUGGAUGUCGUAACUGGGAAAGGAGAUUUAAUAACUUGCUCCUCUGACCAAACACCUGAGCUAUUCUAUUCGGCUCUCGGAGGUUUAGGCCAAGUCGGCAUUAUAACCAGAGCAAGAAUCGCCUUACAGUCGGCUCCCAAAAGGGCUAUAUGGAUACGACUAUUUUACAACGACUUCUCUGCAUUUUCAAGUGACCAGGAAACUUUUAUCUCAGGCAAUGGAAAGCAAGGAAAUAUUGGAUUCGACUAUGUGGAAGGUUUUGUUCUAAUGCAGCAGGGUCCUGUAGACCUUUCCUUCUAUCCAGUAGCUGACCACCCGAGAAUAACUUCUUUACUAAACCAAUACGGCAUCCUUUACACCAUAGAACUAGCCAAAUAUUAUGAUGAUACAGCUAAAAAAUCCAUUGAUAAGGUAGUCAAAGUAUUGCUCAAUGGGUUCAGCUAUCUUCCUGGAUUUAUAUUCCAGCAAGAUGUAUCCUACAUAGAUUUUCUGAAUAGAGUGCAUACCGAAGAGGAAACACUCCGAACACUUGACCUAUGGGAUAUUGCUCAUCCAUGGCUAAACCUCUUCGUACCAAAAUCACGAAUUGCAGACUUUGAUACCGGUGUUUUCAAAGGCAUUCUUCUGAAAGAAAAGGUUCCGGCGGGACUUAUCAUCACCUACCCCAUGAAACGAAACAAGUGGGACAAUAAGAUGUCUGCAGUUAUACCAGGGGAAGAAGUGUUCUAUGUUGUGGCGCUUUUGCAUUCAAGCGGGCUCCAAGAAUGGCAGCAGUUUGAUGAAGUCAAUGCAGAAAUAUUGCAAUUUUGUAAGGAUGCUGGUAUUAUGAUUAAGCAAUAUCUUCCCCAUUAUGAAAAACAGCAAGAUUGGAUAGACCAUUUUGGAUCAAAAUUGCAAAGCUUCCAGGAAAUGAAGUUUAAGUAUGAUCCGAACAAGAUAUUAGCCCCGGGACAGAGGGUUUUCGAUGACUUGUAA
This is a messenger RNA of Argentina anserina (silverweed cinquefoil), 1521 nucleotides long. RefSeq names its product cytokinin dehydrogenase 2-like. The record is from RefSeq and is a predicted model, not a curated record. Gene Ontology annotation, molecular function: cytokinin dehydrogenase activity; FAD binding. Gene Ontology annotation, biological process: cytokinin metabolic process. The coding region runs from base 1 to 1521 and encodes 506 amino acids. The transcript is spliced from 5 exons. NCBI's taxonomy places the organism in Eukaryota, Viridiplantae, Streptophyta, Magnoliopsida, Rosales, Rosaceae.